Molecule: messenger RNA, 1141 nt
Organism: Thecamonas trahens ATCC 50062
Lineage: Eukaryota; Apusomonadida; Apusomonadidae
Product: pyoverdine biosynthesis regulatory
Exons: 1
Coding region: 1-1104 (367 amino acids)
Molecular function (GO): oxidoreductase activity
Source: RefSeq, a predicted model, not a curated record
AUGUUCCGCUCGCUUACUCGCCUCAUCCCGACAAGUGCUCGUGCUGCAGCUGCAGCUGUUGCGGUUGUCGCAGCUGCUGCGGCGGCGACGGCGAGCAUGAGCCGGGCCGAGGAUGACAUUGUGGAGGUGGCAAUCGCGCCGGUGUCGGCGGCAGGGCGGCGGCAGCAGCGGAUGUACCAUGGCAAGGCAUUCCCGCUGGUGGUUACGUUGCCUGGAUUCACCGAUGUGGCGGCGAUGAAGGCGGCGCUGGCCAAGAACAAGGACUUGCUGCUCGGCAUGCUCGACACCCACGGCGCGGUGCUCUUCCGCGGCCUGCCGCUAGCCGAUGCGCCGGACUUUAUGGCCUUCCUCGAGCCGUUCGACUUUGAGUACGGCGACUACAUCGGCGGUGGUGGCCCGCGGACCGCCGUCCUGGGGCCCAUCCACAACUCGACCUUUACUCCCGCCGAUCGUCAUAUCCCGUUCCACCACGAGCUGGCGUACCUGACCAAGUACCCGACCAAGCUUGCCUUCUUCUGCCAGACCAAGCCACAGAAGAACGGCGAGACGCCGAUUCUGCUCUCCACUAACCUCUACGAGCGCAUCGCCGCCGAGCGCUCGGCCUUUGCUGCUCAGGUUGUUGACAAAGGCGUCAUCUACACCAGGGUCAUCGACUCGGCCGACGCCUCGGACGGCAAGCUCCAGCGCUCGUGGCAGGCUGCGUACGGGACCGACGACCGGGCAGUGGCCGAGGCUCGCGCGCGCGACACCGGUGCAGCCUCCAUCGAGUGGCUUGAGUCGGGCGCCAUGAGAGUUGUCUCGCACGCUCUGCCGGCCGCCCGUCGCGACCCGCGCGUCGGCGCCCGCACCUGGUUCAACGCCAUCGUCCUCCUCCACCCGGCUGCGCAAGAGGCCGGAACCCAGGCGCCGUGGACGGUGACCUACGGCGACGGCUCGCCCAUUGCCGAUGACGACGUUCUUGCUGCCAAGGCUAUUAUGGACGAAGAGCGCAUCGAGUUUGAGUGGCGCGAGGGCGACGUCCUCCUGGUCGACAACAUGCUCGCCAUGCACGCUCGCAACCCGUUCAUCGGCCCUCGCCUCAUCCUCGCCGCCAUCGCCAACUAGCCAGCCCACCUCCCGUCUAAAACAACGCUGAAUGCCA